Molecule: messenger RNA, 348 nt
Organism: Trypanosoma rangeli
Lineage: Eukaryota; Euglenozoa; Kinetoplastea; Trypanosomatida; Trypanosomatidae
Exons: 1
Coding region: 1-348 (115 amino acids)
Source: RefSeq, a predicted model, not a curated record
AUGGAAAAGAACUUGAUCAUCAACGUGACGUGCAAUCCACCUGUCAUUUUUAUUCUUGGUCCCGUGAGGGAAAGCACGAUUGAUAAGCUCAAUACUGUGCUUCCAGGCGCUUGCACAACGACAAACACGGGAAAGGCCGAGUUUGCGUUUGUACGAAAGGAAGAACCUCCGCAUUGGUACGGUGAACUUCAAACUCAUUUUGCCAGCGAAGAUAUUGGUCAAUCACAGCUCUUUGUCGCCUUACUCGAUGCAGUGGAGGAGGAGGGCAUGUGGAAGUUGUGUGGCUGCAACGCGAUCACUCACGACUUUGACAAGGUCACACAUAAGUUUUUAUUUGUUCGUGCAUAG